Molecule: messenger RNA, 2323 nt
Organism: Maniola jurtina (meadow brown)
Lineage: Eukaryota; Metazoa; Arthropoda; Insecta; Lepidoptera; Nymphalidae
Exons: 6
Coding region: 1031-2323 (430 amino acids)
Biological process (GO): proteolysis
Molecular function (GO): serine-type endopeptidase activity
Source: RefSeq, a predicted model, not a curated record
UACAUACAUACACGUAUAGAAACAAAAAAUAUUUUUUUACUUUGUUGUGGUUUUGGAAGUUAAGAAGUGUAAGUCAUCACUCGGUACCUAAAAUAUCAAUCCGCCAGCAAAACUUUCCAAAUCCACACGGCUCAGUUCAGUACCUUGCAGCAUCAGGAUCGAAGAGUUGCAACUCUGAAUUCAAUAACAAAGUCUAGGCUCGGCAUUUUCAAUAUUAUUUCGUAGUACUGUACCUACUCUGCAUCAUCAGGAUUGAGGAGUCGGGACUCGAAGUCCAAGCACGAAGUCGUCGCUCGGUGCCUACAAUAUGAGCACCUACGCAACGACUGGUAGAGGCGAAGGGAGCUAUGAGAGUGAGGGGAUAGACAGUGCUCACUCACCAGUAGCGUCUCGAAGUGUUCGACCGCGGUCUACGCCGUCGCGUGCUCCACUCGGUCACCAGCUCAGCGCUCAGGCGUCCGAUAACAACCACGCGCAGCUUCUAAUACCCCGUCCACGCAUUGCUCUACUCGCGCAACGCACUUACUACGUCGCUUGCCUUUGCAACGCGAUGGACGUCGAAACUGGCAGCGGGCGCGCUAUUGCAUACGUUGCGAUGGACAUGAACGAGGAACACGCGAGUAGCGCGGCCACACUACGUUUCUGUGUCAUCUCACGGGCAGCGUGUGGACGGGGGGUAAGUAAGUAGGUACAUACACAGCACCGACAAUAUUAUUCUCAAAAGAGUUUUUAUUUUUCGUAGAAGAAAUUUAGACAUGACACGUACAGCACAUAAACUUCACUACAUCGGACAUUGAUAAAGUUACAGUUCAAUAUUGCUUUCCUAUAUUAUUAUUCAUUUUUUCUGGAUCAUUUUUGUUGACAUCGUUGUCGGUAUUUGUUUCGGACAGAUUAGAAUACUACUUCCUCGACAGUCGCUCCGUGGCGAGCUGCGGCCUCUGCGAUCGCAGGAAGCGUCGGCUGCGCACUGCCGAGUGCCGGCGCGCUUCUCACGGGGCUUGCUCGGCGGCGCGGCGAGCGCGCGGAGUGCAUGGCGCGCCGCGCCGCGCUGCUGCUGGCCGCGGCGCUGCUGCUCGCGCGCGCGCACGCGCACGACGCGCACGACGCGCACGACGCACACCACGACGACGACGACAGCGACCCCGUGCCCUUCAUGGUGGUGCUGGAGCACGAGGACGGCCGGCGCUGCGCCGCCUCGCUGCUGUCGCUGCGCACCGCCCUCAGCACGGCGCGCUGCGCGGCCGGCGGCGGCGACGCGCGCGCGCUGUGGGCGCUGGCGGCCGCGCUGCUCGGCGCGCGCGGCGUGGCGCCGGCGGCCGGCGCGCGGCGCGUGGCGUGCGUGGCGCUGGCGGGUGACGCCGCCGACCCCGCGCGCGACCUGGCCGUGCUCCGGCUGGAGGCGCCCUUCGGCCGCGCCGCGCGCGCGCUACCCGUGCUGCUGCAGACAGACGCGCGCGCCGCCGCCGCGCGCUGCCACGCCGUGCGCGCGCUGCCGCCUCGCACCGCCGCCGGCCCGCGCGUGCGCUUCCGCGUGUUCAGCUUGCGGGUCGCGCCCGAGCGGGCUUGCGCGGCGCACGUGCCGCAGUGGGUGGCUACGCGCGCGCGCCUGCUGUGCCUGGCCGCCGACGACGUCCUGUGCGAGCGCGACCUCGGCGGCGGCGUGGUGUGCGACGGCAAGCUGAGCGGCGUGCUGAGCGCGCUGGGCGGAGCGGGCGCGUGCGGCGCCACGGUGGCGGCGCAGGCCGUGGCGCGCGUGCGGCGCUUCCUGCACUGCGCGCACACGCUGCGCCAGUGCGGACGGUUCUGUGACAGCGGCGCGUGCGCGUCCGAGUGCACCGAGCGCCGCCUGCUGCCCGACGACGCGCCCCCCGCUCCCGCCUCCCCGCGUGUCGGGACCACGCUGCCACUCGCCGAAGACGCCGCCGACGACCUCGCCCCGAACGCGCCACCCGCCGCUCCCGCCACCGCACCGCCGCCUGCGUCAGCCGCGCCGCCGCCGCCGUGCCGCACCGCGCUCGCCCGCGUCCCCUUCGUCGCCGAGCACGCUUCUUCGCCGAGACAUGCUCUGGAGUUCGAACCUAACCGCCCCGACUUUAAGGCGGGCGAGUACGGCGACCACGCAGCCGACUACGUGGCCGACGACGCGCCGCCGCCCCGCGCCGCCCGCCCGCCGCCCGCGCCCACACCCGCGCCCGCGCCCACGCCCGCGCCCACGAGCACACCGCCCGCGCCCGCGCUGCAGCUCGCCGCUCGCGCGCCGCCCCGCGCCGCCACCUGCGCCUCUGUCAUACUGUAUGCUAUGACACUGCUAUUUGGGACAUAA